This is a messenger RNA of Zootermopsis nevadensis, 2579 nucleotides long. It is a transcript of the gene GlnRS, whose product is annotated as Glutaminyl-tRNA synthetase. Gene Ontology annotation, molecular function: glutamine-tRNA ligase activity; ATP binding. Gene Ontology annotation, cellular component: cytosol; cytoplasm; aminoacyl-tRNA synthetase multienzyme complex. Gene Ontology annotation, biological process: translation; glutaminyl-tRNA aminoacylation. The record is from RefSeq and is a predicted model, not a curated record. NCBI's taxonomy places the organism in Eukaryota, Metazoa, Arthropoda, Insecta, Blattodea, Termopsidae.
ACGUGGGAGUGGGCCUGUCAAGUAUUCCUAGUUCUUGUUAUAACGUGGAAGUGGCUAAAAUUUUUGAUUCAACGGAAUGCAGUAGAAUUUUUUGUUGGAAUAUGAGUAUUCACGAUGAUUUAAUAAAGCUGUUCAUAACUAUUGGCCUCAGUGAACAGAAAGCCUUGGAAACACUAAAGAAUGACGUGUUAACCAAGCAUUUGAAGUAUGCUAUCGAGGAGGCUGUUGGUAAUGGUGGCACAUUGCAGCAAAUUGGAAUGUUAUUGUAUCACCUAGCUGCUAAAAUUAAAGUUCAGAUCAAUCACUUCAUCCCUGUGAUAGUUGAAUACAUAGCUGCAAACAAGAUUGAUUCACAGCAGCGAAUUGAUGCUGCCUUGGAUUAUUUAUUAUCACAUUUGAAGGGGGAUUUCAAUGUAAAAGAUUUUGAAACUGCUUGUGGAGUUGGUAUUACUGUCAGUCCGGAGGAAAUUGAACAUGUCGUAGAAAAUGUAAUAAAGAAACACAAAGAUGAAUUACUGGAUAAAAGGUACCGGUUUAAUGUGGGGGUUGUCAUGCAGGAGGUACGGCAGGAGCUGAAAUGGGCUGAUGGAAAAGCAAUUAAAAAUGAAGUAGAUAUGCAGGUGUUAGAUUUACUGGGCCCCAAAACUGAGGCUGAUUUCUCACUUCAAAUAAAGCAAAGCAAAAAGGUGAAAUCUGGCAAGCCUAGUGCAGAAUCAAGAGAAUUGGCAAAGGAUGUUGAGCUCAUUGUUGUGAAUGAAGGUGAAGUGACUCAUUCUGCCAUUUCUGUUCGUGAAAUUAUGAAAACCAAAGUUCAUUUUCAUAAACCAGGGGAGAAUUAUAAAACAGAUGGCUAUGUGGUAACUUCAAAAACCAUGAAACUUUUGCAGGAACACUUGAAGCUGACAGGAGGACAGGUAAGAACAAGAUUUCCACCAGAACCUAAUGGAAUUUUACAUAUUGGCCAUGCAAAGGCUAUAAAUAUUAACUUUGGAUAUGCUGCAGUACAUGAUGGUGUCUGCUUCUUGAGGUACGAUGACACCAAUCCAGAGAAAGAGGAAGAGAAGUUCUUUGUGGGCAUCAAGAACAUGGUAGAGUGGCUUGGUUACAAACCAUACAGAGUCACACAUUCAUCAGAUUAUUUUGACCAGCUGUAUGAGUGGGCUAGAGUGCUGAUCAAGAAGGGCUUUGCAUAUGUGUGCCACCAAAAACAUGAAGAAAUCAAGGGUUUCAAUCCUCCUCCAUCACCCUGGAGAGAGCGUCCAGUGGAAGAAAAUCUUCGCCUUUUUGAGGACAUGAAAAAUGGUAAAUUAGAAGAAGGAGAAGCAACUCUGAGGAUGAAGAUUACAUUAGAGGAGGGAAAACAAGACCCUGUAGCUUACAGGAUAAAAUUCUUUCCACAUCACCGUACUGGAGACAAAUGGUGUAUUUAUCCGACGUAUGACUACACACAUUGCCUAUGUGAUUCCAUUGAACAUAUUACGCAUUCUCUGUGCACCAAAGAAUUUCAGAACAGACGCUCCUCUUAUUACUGGCUUUGUAAUGCCUUGGAUAUUUAUUGCCCUGUUCAGUGGGAAUAUGGUCGUCUAAAUAUGAACUACACUGUUGUUUCUAAGAGGAAAAUUGCUAAGUUGAUAUCAGAAGGCAUAGUAAAUGAUUGGGAUGAUCCUCGUUUAUUUACAUUAAGUGCACUUCGGAGACGAGGAUUUCCACCGGAGGCUAUCAAUAACUUCUGUGCCCAGAUUGGUGUGACAGGAGCUCAAGCUGUUGUGGAUCCACAAAUGCUUGAAGCAUUUGUUCGUGAUUUUCUCAAUACAACUGCCCCAAGGGCUAUGGUUGUUUUGGAACCCCUGAAAGUGAAGAUAGUAAAUUUUCCUUUGCCUAAAACAGCAGACAUUCAAGUCCCAAAUUUCCCCAAUGAUCCACAACAAGGAUUUCACUUUGUGCCUUUUGACAGGGAAUUGUAUAUUGAACGCACUGACUUUAAGGAGGUAGGAGACAAGGGGUACCGACGCCUAACUCUUAAACAGCAAGUAGGACUUCGUCAUGCUGGCUACCAUAUUGCUGUCAGCAAAGUGUUGAAGGACUCUGAAGGAAAUGUGGUGGAGCUGGAAGUGAAGUGUGAACCAUCAUCUGUAGGAGAAAAGCCUAAAGCUUUUAUCCAUUGGGUUUCACAGCCUCUGAACAUUGAAGUCAGACUGUAUGAAAAAUUAUUCAAACACAAGAACCCAGAGGACAUAAAUGAAGUUCCAGGAGGAUUUUUAUUGGAUUGCAAUGAAAAGUCAUUAGAAGUUGUGCAGGCAUAUGGAGAUGUGUCCUUGAAAAAUGCUCCUGUAUACAGAAAAUUCCAGUUUGAGAGAAUUGGUUUCUUUUCUGUGGAUCCAGAUAGCACAAAUAAAAAAAUGGUGUUCAAUCGUACUGUCACACUUAAAGAGGAUGUGGGGAAGAUUUGACAUAAGUGAUAUGAAAAGAAGGUGUGAGAGGUCUCUUUCAGUAUGUUUUAAACUGAUUUCAGAUAAAUGUAAGAAAUGGAUAUGUAAAUAAAGUGAGUAAAUAUGUAUAACAAAGAAACAGACCCAUUA